AUGGCAUCACCUUUGUUCUUGUCACGGGGAGCCCUGCCCCGCUUGGCUUACCACAGGCUGGCCGGUAGCAGCCCCGGCAUCGUCUUCCUCUCCGGGUUCCAGGACAACAGGGCGAACCCCAAGUGCCUGGCCCUGGAGCAGUUCUGCCAGGAGUCGGGACGGGCGUUCCUGAGCUUUGACUACACGGGCUGCGGCAGCUCGGACGGGUGUUUUGAGGAGUGUUUGAUCGGCCACUGGAAAAACGAUGUCCUAACAGUGCUGGAUGAACUCACCAGUGGGCCACAGAUCCUUGUUGGUGUCAGCAUGGGAGGCUGGCUCAUGCUCUUAGCAGCCCUGGAGCGGCCAGGGAGGGUGGCUGGGCUGGUGGCCACAGGAAUCGCGGCUGAUGUCUUCAUAACCCUGUACAGAGAGUUUCCUCCGGAGGUGAAGGCCGAAGUGGAGCAGACGGGAGUCUUUAACUACGUGAUGGCUGGGGCCGGGUCUGUGCUACUUAAGCGGGAGUUCUUUACGGAGGCGGAGGAGCACGGUGUGCUGGGGCGCCCGUCCAUCCCCAUCACCUGCCCCGUCCGCUUGCUCCACGGCAUGCAGGACCAGCUCGUACCAUGGGGCACGGCCGUGCAGGUGGCGGAGCAGCUGCAGAGCCAGGAUGUCCGCGUCACGCUGUUCAAGGACGGGCAGCACGGCCUGAAGGGAGCGGAGGAGGUGAGGGUGCUCGUGGGGACGGUCAGGGACCUUGCUGAGAGCCAGGCCUGA
Messenger RNA from Emys orbicularis (European pond turtle), 753 nucleotides. Its product is annotated as palmitoyl-protein thioesterase ABHD10, mitochondrial-like. Gene Ontology annotation, biological process: protein depalmitoylation. The coding region runs from base 1 to 753 and encodes 250 amino acids. Gene Ontology annotation, cellular component: mitochondrion. Lineage: Eukaryota; Metazoa; Chordata; Testudines; Emydidae. The record is from RefSeq and is a predicted model, not a curated record. Gene Ontology annotation, molecular function: palmitoyl-(protein) hydrolase activity; hydrolase activity, hydrolyzing O-glycosyl compounds. The transcript is spliced from 4 exons.